CCGCCCCGGAAACUGGCCAACGGGAGCUGUAAAGACGGUGCUGAGGCUGAGGGCAGCGCCUGAAGCUGCACCCCGCGGGCACGCAGAGACGUGCUAGCAGCAGCCCGGGUUUCUGCCAACCCUCCCCUGCUCUGAUUCUGUGGCUGGUUGGGUGGGUGAGACAGACGCACGCAUGUUGCACGUCCGGGGCUGCCGGGGGAGUGGUUCUGCCCUGGCUGUUUGCGUCGAAGGAGAGCACCCGUGACACGCGCUGGGCUGCGGGCAGCUGACGGUUAACCGGGCGGGAGGGCGGGUUGUUGGUUUGCAGCGUGUGCUGGGGGGCCGGGCCGGCGCAGAGCCCUCCCCGCACUGCGACAACGCGGCGCACGGAGACGGGCCCGGCGGCGCAGUCAGUCGGGCCGCCCAGCCCGCCCGUCCAGUCACGUGACUCGAACCGGGCGCGGCGGUCGCCCCCUUCCUCGCGACUCGGAGGCUGGCGCCUGAGCUGCGCUCGAGCCCGUCUCCCGCUCGCGCCUUCUGCCGGUGCGGCCCGCGCGCUCCGAACCAGGAUGCGGCCGGCGGCCCCGCUUCUCUUCCUGCUCCCCAUGCUGCUGCCCCGGAGCGGGGCCAGCUCCGGGGAGCUCCCGGAAACAGUGCCUGUGCCAACAAAGGUUGAAAUAGAAUCCUUGAACUUCAAUACUGUAUUGCACUGGGAUUACAGGAGAAUGUCUACAACCCCUCGCUUUAUUGUGGAAAUCAAACCUUAUGAGCUAGGGAAAUAUAAGCCAGUCAGCACCUGCAUGAACACAACAAAACAUUAUUGUGACCUCUCUAAUGAAAUAGAAGAACUGAGUCAAUCUUACUGGGCAAAAGUUAAAGCUUUCAUUGAGUUAGAAGAGUCUAAGUAUGUUGAGACCAAAGAAUUUGUUCUGCGACGGGAUGGAAAAAUAGGACCACCUACUCUGAAUGUCUCAAUUGAGAGAGACCAAAUCAGGGUUGAGAUUCGCCACCCAUAUCGGAAACUUCCAUCUGCUGUUAGAAAAUAUAAGGACUUCACGUACAAGGUGUUUUUUCGGUCCAGUGGAGAACUGCUCCAAGAGCUUGAAGCAGAGAAAUGUAAGAAGCAUACAUGUAGCAUAUACAUUCCAGUGUUUUCUACCGGUUCCACCUACUGUGUUUCAGCUCAAGGACGUUCAUCAAUUGUUUCAGAUCGAGGAUUUUCCAAAUCAAAUGAAAGUUGCAUUCAUGUUCCUUCAAAACAGCCACUAGACUUAAAAAGUAUUAUUAUUGGUGUUACCAUUGUCUUUGGCGUUGGACUGAUUUUUGCAGUGUAUUGUCUUUGCAAGCAACUAAAGAAGAGAAACAUUGAACUACCCAAGUCUUUGGUCACUGUGGUACGAAAUCUGAACUCGCGCAACGUUUUAGAAACAAAACCAGAAGCAAAAUAUAUCUCAGUCAUAACCUCAUCAUCAUCCAAGUCAAUGUUUUUGGUGAGUGACGAGAUAAACGUGAUAGAACAAGUAGACCAAGUUAAAGAAAUAGGGACCCCUAAUUCUGAAGACUGCAGUGAAGAAUCAGAUACUGUCAGCUCCCAGGAGAUAUCAAACAAAACAGAAGAGAUGGCUAUCCAAGAAAGCAUUGCUGAAAUGACCCCUGAUGAUGAACAAAGCCCGAGAAUGAAAGAGAAUUAUUUUCAUUCUAAUAGUAGCCAAACGGAGUUAAAUUGUAUUCCUUCAAACCCAGAGCCUUCCAACACUGAGGUGCAAGAGUCCCUUGUCCUAAAGAGCUGCAACAAGUUUUCUGGUUAUGACAAACCUCAUGUGCCAGUGGAUCUCCUGAUAGAUGUUGGGGAAGAGGAGUCCGUGAUUGCAUAUAGGCAUACUGAUGAAGUGCGUGAGUCAUGAAGAGAAUCAUUGAAGACUACAGGGAUUCCCUUUGGUGUCCACAACAUAGAGAUUUAGAAGUUUAUGAACAUCUUAGUCCUAAUGGGAUUAUCAAUGUGACUUCUUAGAGCAGACUCUUAAAAUUGAAGGGGACUCAAAUGGAAACUGCAACUAAUGUUAUGUCUGAUGACAAUGCAGAAAAAGGGGAAGUGGCUCUAGGUCUCACAUUAAGCUACUUGGUGGUUUGCCUUUGACAUUUUCCUUUAGGCUAUUAAAGAACUAUCUUUAUACAAAGGAAAGAUUCUGCAGUAUCUUCUAAAUAAAGUGCAUUGAAGAAUCGUCUAUAUACCAUAUCAGUUUGGGAAUUCCCAACUCCAUGGCCAAGAACAGAUUAUAUUGGAGCCUGUUUUUUAACUAGAAGUGCUUCUGCAUGGUGGGUCAUAAAUUUGUACAUCUGCACUAAUUGCAAGACAGUAUGCCACCCCUUCAGAAUGCCCACAUUCUACAUUUGCACUUAUUGAAACAGCUAUCUCUUGUGCUUAUAGCUUUAUCCAUGUUUUGUAUACAGAAACCAUAUUGUGCAAUCAUGUCUUAUGCUAUGAGAAACCUGUAUGUUAGCAUGCUACCUGACCCUCAUUGAAAAAGACUAUUUUUGAACUCUUAUCUGCACUAUUUCUUGAAGAAGCAAUACGGUUAAGGCAGUUAUUAAAAAUGUUUAGCACUUUUCCUCUAAAGCAUUUUUAUCCUAAUUCUUAAAAGAAAUAUGUGGCUUGCUAAUAAUUCCAUUGAACUUUGUGGAAAUAACAACUGUUUUCCUAUCAAAUUAAAAAUGCCCAUUUAAUAGCAUUUUUUCAUCUUCUUGAGACAAUGGAAUAUUUUUUGGUAAUUUGAUGUAGUUAAUUAGAUCCCUUGAUGGAACUCUGAAGCAUGAAGCUAUCAAACUGAAAAUAGAAAGUUUGGAUUUUAUAUUUCAAUUCUUUAUUACUAUUUAAAGGCCUCUAAGGCUAGAUGCUUGCACUCUAAAUAUAGUUCCCCCGUAGACACGAUCUUAUUGUGUUGCCAGAAGUGUUUUGAAAUGAUUCCAAAUGAAGCUAGGAAACAAUACAGGAAAAAGGCUGGAAGUACAUAAUUUUGCAGGUAUAUAUUAUAUUCAUAGUAACAUUCAUCUUUAUUGAAUGGGUGCAUUGUGUAGAGGUAUUUUGUGUGUUUUGAAAAUGCUUAAUUCUUGCCAAAAUAUUUGCACUUUGGAGCAAACUGAAUGUUUUAAUGGGGAACCAUUAGUGAACUUCACCAAAGAACAAUAAAUGUAAAGACAGAUCUUUCACUGACAUGGACACUCACAAGCAAGGAAAUCCAGAGUUAAUUUCCACAGCAGUCAUUGUAUUAACAACCCGCCGGCCCAGUCUCCCCAAGGGAAAAAGGGUACAGUAACUCCUCACUUAACGUUGUACUUAUGUCCCUGAAAAAUGCAACUUUAAGUGAAAUGAUGUUAAACCAAUCCAAUUUUCCCAUAAAUUUUAAUGGAACCUAACCCCCCGCAUUUACAGGGAAAUUUUGGGGGGGCAGACAAAAGGCAUUCUGUACUGUACUGUGGUUGGGAAGUGCCCUGGCUUAUCCCACACAGGCACAGCCCGCUGCAGGCAAGGACGCUAGGAAGCAUCUUCGCAGCAGCAGUGGCAGCUUACCCAGAGGAGAACAGGCGCUGACUUUGCCGGGGGAUGCUCCGGGCCCGCCUCUUUCCGUCCCCGCUCUACUCCAGGCCCACCUCUUUCCGCCCCCACUCCACCUCCUCUCCAGAGCACGCCGCAUCCCCGCUCCUUCCCCACCCCCAGAAAGUCCUAAGCGCCGCCAAACAGUUGUUUGGCGGGCUUAGGACUUUCUGAGAGGGAGGAGUGGAGACCUGGGGCUUCCCCGCUCUUCCCCCUCCCUCCCAGAAAGUCCUAAGCGCCUGGAGAAGCGCUGGGAGGGAUGGGGAGGAGGCGGAGAAGAGGAACUUGUGCACUGCUACCUUGUAAAGUCGCUGCUCUUCCACAAAAUCUUACAUGCAGUGGACAGAGCAGGCAGCCAACAACGUUAUAAGGGAACAUUGCACAACUUUAAACGAGCAUGUUCCCUAAUUGAGCAGCGACGUAACUUUGAAACAACGUUAAGCGGGAGGACGUUAAGUGAGGAGUUACUGUAUUUAUCUGGUCUCAACUGCCAUAGCAUCUGUAUCUUGCUCUUCUUUCCCCUUCUCAGCCUACAGGAAAAACAGCUGAUUAGUUCAUUUGUGUGUAUGUGUAAAAUCUGAGGAAAAGCUAAGUCAGAUGUGAAUUUUGCAAUUAAGACUAAUCCAGAGACCAGUUAAAUCAGUGGAAAGAUUUCCAUUUGCAUGCCUGGCUUUUGGAUCUGGCUCUUAAUUCUAAAUGAAAUGAGACUUCUGGUCACUUUCAGCUCUUGCAAGAGUGAAUUCCAUAUUCUAGGUCUAGCCCCAAGAAAAUUCUAUUCGGUGCAUCCCUCAAGUUCCAGUAGAAGAUAGGUGAGCUGGUUGUAGAGGGAGAGGCAUUCUCAAGUUUCUUGUGCUACUGCUAUGGAGGGCUUUGGUUAUCAGGACAGAAAUUUUGAAUUGGACUGUCUUCAGUAGGAAGCCAGUGAAUGUAGUGGAACACAGUGAAGCACAAUGGCAGUCUGUGUUGCUAAGCAUUUGGACUGCUGCAUUUUGUACCAGAUGACAUUUUGGGGGGGGUUGUGGUUAUACCUAAAUAUGAAUUGUCAUCCUCAAGCCUGGAUUUCAUAAAUGUUUAGAUCACUUAGUUAAGUCUGAGACUGACAGGUUGGGGAGCAAUCUCCUUGACAAUUUCAGAUAGAAAUGGGCAGGAGUUGAAGACAAACUGCUUAAAUUGUCUUUCAUUUUGCUUAGAAAAAGUUGGACACUAAGGAUUAGUUUGCCAAAUCAUUAGGGUCCAGCAGUGGUUUCUCUGGAAUAGGUCAGACUAUUGUACAUUUUAGGGUGGCUAGCAGAUUUCCCUCUCCCUUUAGCUGAUGUCCCAGGAAUUUGCUACUCCUUUUACUAUGUAGGUAAGGCAGGAAUCAGUCAUAGGUGAUGAUCCUGAUUGGUGCCUACCUCUAAAACGAUUCUGUCAGGGGUGGGGAACCAUUUUUCUAUCAGGGGCCAUUGACCCACAGAAAAAAAAUUGGUUGUGGGCCACACACAGCCCCACAGUGGGGCACAGAGGCUUGGGGCUUCCCUGAGGCUCUGGGGUGGGGCCAGAAAUGAGGGGUUCAGGGUACAGGAGGGGGCUCUGGGCUGGGGGAGGGGGUUGGGAUGUGGGAGAGGAUGAGGGGGUGAGGGCUCCGGCUGGGGGUGUGGGUUCUGGAAUGGGGCUGGGGAUAGAAUCAUAGAAUAUCAGGGUUGGACGGGACCUCAGGAGGUCAUCUAGUCCAAUCCCCUGCUCAAAGCAGGACCAAUCCCCAACUAAAUCAUCCCAGCCAGGGCUUUGUCAAGCCUGACCUUAAAAAUAUCUAAGGAAGGAGAUUCCACCACCUCCCUAGGUAACGCAUUCCAGUGUUUCACCACCCUCCUAGUGAAAAAGUUUUUCCUAAUAUCCAACCUAAACCUCCCCCACUGCAACUUGAGACCAUUACUCCUUGUUCUGUCAUCAGCUACCACUGAGAACAGUCUAGAUUCAUCCUCUUUGGAACCCCCUUUCAGGUAGUUGAAAGCAGCUAUCAAAUCCCCCCUCAUUCUUCUCUUCUGCAGACUAAACAAUCCUAGUUCCCUCAGCCUCUCCUCAUAAGUCAUGUGGUCCAGUCCCCUAAUCAUUUUUGUUGCCCUCCGCUGGACUCUUUCCAAUUUUUCCACAUCCUUCUUGUAGUGUGGGGCCCAAAACUGGACACAGUACUCCAGAUGAGGCCUCACCAAUAUCGAAUAGAGGAGAACGAUCACGUCCCUCGAUCUGCUGGCAAUGCCCCUACGUAUACAUCCCAAAAUGCCUUUGGCCUUCUUGGCAACAAGAAGGGAUGAAGUGUGUGGGGUGCAGGAGGGGCUCAGGGCUGGGGCAGGAAGUUGGGGUGGGGGUGUGGUGUCUGAGAGUGAGUUAGGGUGUGGGAGGGGGUUCCAACCUGGGGCAGGGGGGUUGGGGUGCAGGCUCUGGCCAGAUGGCACUUAACUUAGGCAGCUCCUGGUCAGCAGCGCAGCAAGAGUAAGUCCAGCUCUCUGCCUACCCUGGCUCCACACUGCUCUCAAAAGCGGCUGGCAUGUCCGGCCCCUAGGUAGAGGUGCAGCCAGGUGGCUCUGCGUGGUGCGUGGUUCCCAGCCAAUGGGAGCUGCGGAGCUGGCGCUGGGGUUGGGGACCUCACAUGGAACUUCCCUGAUUGCCCCUGUGCCUGGGGGCCACAGGACACUGUCACAAUAUGCGGGGGCUGAGUAAACGCUAGCCUUGUAUGCUGCUAAUGCUUUUGUAAGUAAUGGAAACAAUGUAGGGAAGGGUUAAAGGUAUGAAUGCAGAUUAAAAGGUUUCGUUGCAGGUUGCAAAAGGCUGGGAAGGGGGAGGGAAAAAAAGAAAGGAACGGGUUAACUUGAUGUUCCAGCUAAACCCGAAGAUAGAAGCUGACUUUAGCCCAAGCAGGGGAAGUCCACCACACCCCCACACCCCCUGACCAGCUGUGAGAAAGGAGAAUUGUUGAACGAAUGCAGGGGCCACGAAAAGGAGCGAGACACUGAAGGCCGACGAGGGGGAAAACAACUGAUGUAGCAUCCCUAAAGCCAGGAUGUUUUGGGAAAACUGAAGAAGCCACAGAAGGCUGGUUUGGGCUGGUACACAGAGCAGGGGGAACAAAGGUCUCUGAAGGAGAUGCCCCCAAGAGACCCCAGGACUUAAAACCCUCCCGGGAGCUGAGGCAUAUCGGAGAUUGGCAGCGGACCCUGGAUGACCUGUGCACGGGACAAGAACUCCCAUCCGUCCCUCCCCCUCUUAUUCUUACGUUACACCCAGGCUUGGCCAGCCUCGGGUAGAGCGUGUGAGUAUGAAAGUGGGUUAGGGCUUGGGGCACUAACGCUUUCUUCCUUCCUCUGAGUGACGUGGGGAGCACCCGUCACUCUCCACUGUUACUUUAUUAUUUUAUCAAUAAAGCUUUAAAAUUCA
Molecule: messenger RNA, 6985 nt
Organism: Chelonia mydas (Green sea turtle)
Lineage: Eukaryota; Metazoa; Chordata; Testudines; Cheloniidae
Gene: IFNGR1
Product: interferon gamma receptor 1
Exons: 7
Coding region: 549-1883 (444 amino acids)
Cellular component (GO): membrane
Molecular function (GO): cytokine binding; cytokine receptor activity
Source: RefSeq, a predicted model, not a curated record